Molecule: messenger RNA, 1589 nt
Organism: Ipomoea nil (Japanese morning glory)
Lineage: Eukaryota; Viridiplantae; Streptophyta; Magnoliopsida; Solanales; Convolvulaceae
Product: shikimate O-hydroxycinnamoyltransferase-like
Exons: 2
Coding region: 192-1490 (432 amino acids)
Molecular function (GO): acyltransferase activity, transferring groups other than amino-acyl groups
Source: RefSeq, a predicted model, not a curated record
UCUACCUCCCACAUGUAUUCAUUCACAGCUUUAUCCCCUUGUAAUGAAAUCAAAUUGAGAGGUCGCGGAAACCUCCUCUCUUCCCUUCUUUGAUUUCUUUCAUUCCCACCUAGUUUUUGUAGAGCUUGCAAGAAUUCCCAUAUUUUCUUUGGCUUAAUUUCCACAAAAAAGAUUACUGUUUUAACACAAAUAUGGCAAGUGAGAAGCUGAGGAUAUGCAUAAAGGAAACCACAAUGGUGAAACCAGCCAAGCCUACACCAAGCAAGAAGUUGUGGUGCUCAAAUGUGGAUUUGGUAGUGGGGAGGAUCCAUUUGUUGGUGGUUUACUUUUACAGGCCCAAUGGGUCUCCAAACUUCUUUGAUCCCAAGGCGAUGAAGGAAGCCCUGAGCAGAGUUCUGGUUUCGUUCUAUCCAAUGGCGGGUAGGAUGGGUAGGGAUGGAGAUGGGAGGCUUGAGAUUGAGUGUAAUGGAGAAGGGGCUUUGUUUGUGGAGGCCGAGAGUGACGCAACAAUUGAUGAUUUUGGGGACUUUACUCCUAGUUUGGAGCUCAGGAAGCUCCUCCCCUCUGUUGAUACUUCUGGGGACAUUUCUUCCUUCCCGCUUGCCCUUUUCCAGGUCACACGUUUCAAGUGUGGUGGAGUGUCUCUUGGAACCGGGAUCUUCCACACGCUCUCAGAUGGCCUCUCGGCCCUUCACUUCAUCAAAACCUGGGCAGACCUAGCUCGAGGCCUCUCGGUUGCUAUCCCGCCUUUCAUUGAUCGGACCAUUCUCCGGGCUAGAGACCCUCCUUGCCCGGCAUUUAAACACACCGAGUAUGAUCACCCUCCCACUCUAAAAUCCGGGCCACUCUCCAAGCUGCCGGGAGCUAAUCCAAGCACAGCCAUGCUUAAAAUCACCCCUCAACAGCUCGCCCUUCUCAAAACGAACUCGAGCCACGAGGGUAGCACCUACGAGAUCCUUGCGGCACACAUAUGGCGUUGUGUGUGCGAAGCCCGGGGGCUUUCUGAUGAUCAAACUACCAAACUAUAUAUUGCCACGGAUGGUCGGUCCAGGCUGUGCCCUGCCCUGCCCCCGGGGUUCCUAGGCAAUGUGAUUUUUACUGCCACCCCGGUGGCUGAAUCGGGCGAGCUCCUAACCGAGCCGCUAGCCAGCUCUGCCAAGAGAAUCCGUAGCGCUCUGGUGAGAAUGGACGACGAGUACUUAAGAUCCGCCCUUGACUACCUAGAGUGCCAACCGGACUUGUCAAAACUGGUCCGGGGCUCAAACUACUUUGCUAGUCCCAACCUUAACAUCAACAGUUGGACUAGGUUGCCGGUCCACAACUCGGAUUUCGGGUGGGGGACACCUGUCCACAUGGGGCCGGCCCUCAUUUUGUAUGAGGGCACGGUGUACAUAUUGCCUAGCCCAAACAAAGACCGGAGCUUAUCACUGGCUGUGUGCUUGGAUGCUGAUCAUAUGCCACUCUUCCAGAAGUUAUUGUACAAGUUUUGAUGGGGAUAUGAUGUACUAAUUAUGAUCUAAGUUUGGAGUUGUUACCUUCUUCCUUAGUUUUGAGGAUGAAAUAAAUUAAAGAAGUAGCUCUGAGUGCCA